Molecule: messenger RNA, 792 nt
Organism: Dichotomopilus funicola
Lineage: Eukaryota; Fungi; Ascomycota; Sordariomycetes; Sordariales; Chaetomiaceae
Product: SGNH hydrolase-type esterase domain-containing protein
Exons: 2
Coding region: 1-792 (263 amino acids)
Molecular function (GO): hydrolase activity, acting on ester bonds
Source: RefSeq, a predicted model, not a curated record
AUGGUCUCCUGGGUAUCACUCGCCCUCGCCGGGCUUGCAGCCUCCGGCGUUCGCGCCACGCCCGUCAAGGUCACACGGCAGGCGUCUCCGACCGUCUACCUGGCGGGCGAUAGCACCAUGGCUAAGACGGGCAAUGGUCUUAUGGGCUGGGGCGAAUACCUCGCACAAUACCUCACCAUCCCCGUCGUCAACAAAGCCAUCUCGGGCCGAUCCGCCCGCAGCUACAGCAACGAAGGCCGCUUCACCGAGAUCACCGGCCUGGUCAAGUCCGGCGACAUCGUUAUCAUCGAGUUCGGCCACAACGACGGCGGCUCGCCCAACUCAGCCUCCGACAACGGCCGCAGCGACUGCCCGGGCACCGGCGACGAGGUGUGCACGUCAGGUAAAACCGGCGAGCUGGUCUACACGUUCAACCACUACGUCGAGGCCGCGGCGCGGGAGUAUGUGGCGAAAGGCGCGCAGGUCGUCCUGAGCAGCCAGACGCCAAAUAACUUGUGGGAGGGCGGUGUGUUCGCCCCGGGUGCGCCGCGGUUUGUGGGCUAUGCGGCGUCGGCGGCGAAGAAUGUCGGCCAAGGGGCGAGCUUUGUGGACCAUUUCCAGGCUACGGCGAACUUGUUUUUGAAGCUGGGCAGUGAUGCUACCAAUGCGCUUUACCCGCAGGACCAUACGCAUACGAGUCCCGAGGGGGCCAAUCUCGUCGCCGAGGCGUUUGUGCAGGCUGUCUCGGUAGAUUAUAAUGGCACCACGCCGUUGAAGGACUUUGUGAAGAGCCCGGCGCCGGUGGUGUGGUAG